Molecule: messenger RNA, 6034 nt
Organism: Schistosoma haematobium
Lineage: Eukaryota; Metazoa; Platyhelminthes; Trematoda; Strigeidida; Schistosomatidae
Product: Rhodanese- sulfurtransferase
Exons: 7
Coding region: 1215-1892 (225 amino acids)
Biological process (GO): endonucleolytic cleavage in ITS1 to separate SSU-rRNA from 5.8S rRNA and LSU-rRNA from tricistronic rRNA transcript (SSU-rRNA, 5.8S rRNA, LSU-rRNA); ribosomal large subunit biogenesis; ribosomal large subunit export from nucleus
Cellular component (GO): nucleolus; preribosome, large subunit precursor; nucleus
Molecular function (GO): protein binding
Source: RefSeq, a predicted model, not a curated record
GAACAAACGAUAGCAUCAGCAUCGAUCGCUUAAAAGCAGCGUAUUUAGAAGGAAAUCCUAUCCACGUCGAUUUUCCUUCGGUACAAUCGAACGACACGACUCCGACACUUACAAUACCUCAUCCGACAACCAACACACACGAUGAUACUUCGACAGUAUCCGAAAAUAAACUUAAAACGACGCGUUCUGGAAGAAGGGUGAGAUUUCCAGAACAUUUAAACGACUAUUGCACGUAAGGCACUUCUCGACAUUUUAUAUUAUUUUUAAAAAAAAAACAAUUUUAAUAUGCUUAUAUAUUUUUAUUUCUAUUUAAAAAAAAAACAAAACAAAACAAUUUUUUUAAUGCUAUUACGUGUUCAUGAGUUUAUUUUCCAUUUUUUUCCGCCGACAUUGUGCUUUUACGCACAUACGAGUGUAUUUUCGACAUGCACUUACAUUUUCUUUUUUCUUUUCCAGGACGGCUGGAAAAGAACGAUGACGUUUAUGAGGAUCCGAAAUUUUCAUUGUACAUUUUCUUCUUUUACUAUGUUGUACCUCCGUCCCAUAUAGUAAGGAAAGACGACCAGACGCUGCUAAAUUUAGUAAGCUAUCAGAAGAGUGUUUACCAACGACAAACUCGUUGGGUUUAAACUUCUGGCUGGCCACGUCUUAGGGUCGUCACUGCCCCACUAGGGGGGGAGUGAUCUGUAGCGGUAAAUAAAUCCCCAAAAUAAAUAGCAUUAAGUUUUCGACAUUGGAUGCUGACCAUAUGUUUUAGUGGACUCAUCUAGCUGAAGGCGCUCGGUCAGGCAUCCGCACCAGAUCACGUGUGGUAACGCCAUGCUCAACAUCAACCGCAAUCGCUAGCCAGAUUAGAUCAGAGAAUUCCGAUAUAUUGGUCAUCGCCAAAUAUACUCUUCCGAUCUCCUCGACUCUGUCUUUUGAUUUCUCUUGGUGGGAACGAAAUAUAUUAGAAGGUGUUACUGGUGGAAGCGUUGUCAAACACUGAAUACCUGUGACAUCAACAGGACCAAGGACAGCAUCACACUAUGAUUUACCAAUUUCUUUUCCUCUUUUUUUGUUAACAUACCUAGAUUCCCGCCUGAAGGUUCUGGUGAUCCCCUGCUACUAGACACGGAAGCCUGUUAAGCGAAAGCUUUUUCUAUUCCGUCCACAACCAUUUGUACCAUUUGAUUGAGUUUUUAGCGCCACGUUUCACUUUGUACGCCACCGUAAUGUCUUACAGAUCUCAACUUGCAGAAGUAGAUUUAGGAAAUCUGCUUAUUGAAGAUAAGUGUCCUUUGAACCAGUUUAAUGAAGUUUCGUCUUUAGAUGAUGAUCACUAUAGAACGAUUUCUCUCGAUUGCACUCAUCAUUUUUUCAAGCUAUUUUUCGAACUACCGACGGAAUCAAAUGAUUCUGUGUCUGUUUCCAUUCUCCCAAAACCUACUUUUCGUCUCCCCAGAGAGAAAAAGAUCCCCUCAACCAAAGAACUUACUAGAUGGGACAGAUUUGCACGCUUAAAGGGAAUCCAGAAUCGUAAGAAGUCCCGCAAAGUUUGGGAUCCUGUGUCUGAAUCAUGGAAACCAAGGUGGGGUAAAGACCGGAUCGAUGAUUUUAAAGACAAAUGGGUACUUGAAGUUCCGGAUAACGCAGAUCCCUAUGAGGACCAGUUUGCCAAAUUAUCACAAGCUAAAAAGGAACGUAGAGCCAAAAACGAGCUCCAGCGUCUCCGCAAUAUUGCCCGAACUGUCAAAGCGGGACAAGCUCCUCCUAUUGGCGUUUUAACGGAAUCACAGUCGUCUAAAACUGAACUGUCACGUGCUUUCGCAAUUGCUCAAAACUCUGAUGCAUCAAUGGGUCGUUUUUCUGCUCCAGUGGAUAGCCGAAAACUUUCUAAGAAAGUUGAGUAAGUUUAUUUUGUAUUCUGCCUAACAUCUGUUUCAUUAUAGAAAACGAUCUAAGAAAAGAAUUCCACUGAGUCAAGUUGUUCAAAGUACUAAAAAGAGUAAACAGAAUAAGUUAAUAUCCAGAACAACAAAAAAGAAUAAGAUGAGUUCACGCCCUUCUAAAAAGAAAUAGCUUUUUUGUCAAAUAGCUUCUUGUAUAUAAAUAACUAUAUAAAAAUACACUUUUCAGUCUAUUCUCAUUGUUCUUUACGUAGACUUAAUAAGGAAGUUGAAACUUGUAAAUUGCAUUUGAAAAAUGGCUUAAAAUAUCAGUUUGAUUUAGAAAUAAUUAUGGAAUAAUUCUCAUAUAUGAUUUGCCUAAUAAUAAUGCUUUCAGGAUUAAAAUAAGUUACAUCCGCGUAAUACAGUUAAUUUUGUGAUCUGUACGGUUGUUGGUUUUAAAAAUAUUUCAGGAAACCUAUCAGUAAAUUUACAUGGAUUUUUCAAUGUGCAAGCAAUCUCGGGUGUCAUGUUAGACCAUUUACUGUGUUUUGGAUUUAGUCACUUCCAGCAUUUUCUUUUCACAAAUGGUUUUAUCAAGUUCAUUGGACUUGAACUUAAUUCUCAAGCUAUGACAGUACUUUCAGCUUUUAAUAAUUGUUGGUAUUGUGUAUAGAGCACCAGAGAGAAACAUGCAGUCAUCGGUUGAAAACGUUCGUUGCGUAAUUGACUAAUAUCUUUUAAAUAUUUUUGCAGUCUGAAAUACGGCUUUUAAAUCAUGCCUUUAUCCAGCCCGAACAUCCGUAAAUUAGUGAAUCAAGGGUAAUAAAAGAAAUGCAAAACAAUCAAACAGAUCUUGUCUUUUAUAUAACAAGUUCGGUUUCUCCUCUAUACUAUCUUAAUUUAUCGAACAGAAUCAUGGUGCUUGUUCACAUUUCCAAUACAUCAUGUUGUCUUUAAUAUUUUAGGUGUUAAAAUUCAAAAAGGACUCAAAACAAUGGUAUUUCCCCAUUUAAAGUUGCCUGAUCUGUGGAACGUCAAAAUAUCUUGCAUUGUGCUGAUAAGCUGAAUAAGAAUUACGCUUAAUAAUCAGGUUUUAAUUUCAUUAAGACUGAGUUGACUUGUGAAAUUCGUAUCUUUCAAUUGACUUCUGAUCACGUUUACUUUUACGUUCUAGUCAGGAAGUUAUGUUCAAUAUGUACACCAGUUCAAGUUGUCAUACCACAUCAUUAUAGUGAGACAAAAUUAUCAAGAAAAAUCCUAGUCGUGGUUGUAUUAGGAAAGAUUUGCUAGAGAAAAGGAAAAAAAGGUGUUAGGAGAUUUCGGAGCUCAGGUUCUAAGAGGAGAUAAAGAGUGAGCUUACCUGAGUCACGUCACCCAAAGUCCCCUAACCACUGGUUACAAUAAUUGCGCGGACCCCUACCAAGAAGUUUACCCAUAAUAACAUAGCUCAUUACAAUUAUCAGUAACUUCAUGGACUGGUGUCAUAUCUUAGUUGAUCUCCCUUGCUUUAUUUCAGCCUAUUCCCUACACCAGACAACAUCGUGUAUCAAGUUAAAAAGUGGUUUGAUGUAUGUAACAUUUGUCCCAACGAUCUCAAUUGAUGAAGAUUCAUUACGUCAUCAACCGUUCAUUCCUUGACCUUACGUCUAACUUCAAAAUUGCUUACUAUGUGGUCCCAAAAUACACUUAUGAUCGGGUACUAGGGGCUUGUGAAUAUUCACUGUACAUCACCUAUUCAUCUAUAAUCUAUCCAUUCAUUUAACAAUUCCUAAAUUUCCUUCACUAUAAAUCAUAAAAUCGCCCUCCAUAACAAUUAUAUUUUCACAUAAUUGUCGAACUGUUAAUUCAUGGUAUUAACGUAUAAAUUUCUGUAAGUGGGUCAUAAGUUCGGAUAUACAUUUGUUCACUAUUACUUGGUCUAUCAGAUUCCACCGCUAACUCACACAAACUUCCUAUUUUACAGCUUAGUCGAGAAACUUUUCAUGGUUCCUGAAUUAAUCCAGUGGAUUUAAUUAUUCAUCGAGCAUGGUGUACAUCAUAAGUAAUUUAGCUCCGUCUAUAUAUAAAUUCACUUCUUUGAAGUAAAAAAAUAUAUUAAUAUCGUUUGAGACUAAAAGUUAUGUAAUUUUGAACAUUAUAGUUAUUCUCAAUGCAAAACAAAUUGUAACAUCUACAAUGCUUGAAAAGUAAGUUUGUCUCAGAUUAUGAAGCUAAUCCUGUCUACUCUUCAGAAUCUCAGAUGACGUUUAAAAUUAUAUUUUAGGAGCCUCUAAAAAUUAUAGAUGAGAAUAUUUGACUUGUUUUUCAGAAACAGAUCUGCUAUUGUAUUUGAUUGACAAGAAAAUGAAUAGGACACCACUUUAUGCUUGAAAUCUUAAAUAAUUCCCUAAAUUUGUAUUUACAACUCGGAUAAGUAAGCGUUUAACAUUUCAUGUACAUACCGAACAAAUAACGUAUGUAGCCUUCAGAUCGAAAUAUAUUGCUCGUCUCCGGUUCUGUUUGGUGAGUUGUCUUACCUACACCCUUCUCUUUGUCUAACACAACAAAGACCAUUAAAGUGCGUUUUCAAUCCUAAAAAACACAUUCUUUGGACUAAUGACGGAUUUAUACAUGUGCCCAACAUAUGACUACUGAAUUAAAUUUUAGUAGUCAGAUAAAAACUCACCAUGAGUUCUGCCUGUGUCAAUUCCGCCAAAAGUCGAAUUUGCAAUAAGUAUUAGUACCAAACUACAAGACAUGUUUCCUUCAGUAAAUAACUCGGUUAAUCUACUGACUAAUCAUUCUAAUAAAACUAUUUAUAAAUGUUAUUCUAUUUUAUGAUGACAGUUUUCAAAGAUUUUUCAGCCCAAAUUUAGUUUUGUCAUGAACAGAAACCACUUUGUGAAUCAUUGAGAUCCAUCAACCACCGGACAACGAAUUUGUCUCGGAUAGCGACUCAUUAAAAAUUUUCGCAUCUGCGCAUGGUAAAAAAUCCACAACAUUCGGAUUUUGCAGAGAGCACAAUAUUUUUGCACCUUUGAAUUGGAAUACAAUGAACCACUUUUCCAACUUCAUUCAUUUUGCAAAAUCAAUCUUUGUCGUUUUGUUGCCAUCAUUUUGUGAUAAAAAUUUCAUUUGCCUUGAUAAACGCUUUUCAGAAGUACUAUUUGACAUCCUGAUACUCAAAACUAGUGAUUGUUAGCACUAAAUGUUUUAAAGAUAGUUUGUUGUGACCUCUCAGAAAUCAUGCUGUGAACUAGACUUUGUUAUAUUACUUUUUACUUGAUUACUAAUAGAUUACACAUUAGUGGUUGUUUCGAGCUAAAUAUUUAGUGACAGCUUUUCAAGUGAUAAAAACAAUCUGGAUUCACGAUGAUUGGAUUGACUAUACUUAAGUAAGUUAUUGAUAAUAAGUUACGAAAAUACUGAUUCCUACCGUCAUUUUGUCCUGCAUUAGGUAAAUGUUGAAUGGAGAAUUAAGGCAGUUUAUUCAGUGAUGAAGUAUUAUAAAAAUUUGUUCUGAUAAUAUGCACUAUUAAUGGUCUCACUGAAAUAUGUUAAGAUAGGAGGAUAUAAUACAGGCAUAUUAGUAUUGUAGAGCCUGUUCAAGACUGCAAUCCAGAUUAUCGUGUCACAGUGACAGAGGUUAAUAUAAUUCUAUACAAUUUUUCUCCUACACAGUAAUAUUCAAGUUUUAAAUACUUAAUAAAAACAAACGCUAUUUGAUGUUUUUAUUUUAGAAAAUGUGUGCGUGAAAUGGAAAUAACUAUAUUUGAGUUUUGAACCAAAUUUCACUCGAAGCCUGAUAAUCGGAGCAUUGAUUUGUAGAUAUCCUACUACAUUAUAUUUUUGUACAUCGAAUCUCACUCUCAAAAUACUUGAUAAAUGCUUUGUGACUUUGAAUGUUUUUUAGGCUCGCAAUCUGACUCCGUCAUGAAAGAAUCAUGAACAUAAGUUCUCUGUCUCAUUUCCUUUAUUCUCUUUAGGCAAUAAUAAAAACAUAAAUACGAAUUAAGUUGAAAGAUUUCCUUUCAGAUAUUCUUUUAUGCAGACGAAUGGAUUCUAUGGAUCUUUUGAAGUUAAUCCUCCAACAAUGUCAUUGUUGGUCGGAUUACGGGUGUCAGAUCAGAUGUUACCUAGUAUCCCCAAGUGUUGUAGAAUGGAUUAGUUUCCAUAGAACGAUG